AUGAAAUUGCUUACUUUAAACAUGUGGCUCAUCAAUUCGCUCUCCUUCAAAAAGUCUCCUCCACCAUUUAAGAAGGAACGAACGGAGGGAUUUUUAAGACAUUUAGCAAACGGUUUUGAUGAAUUUGAAAAUUGUGUUUUGGAGGAAACAACAAGCCGAUCCAAAAAGAACAAUUCCGAUCACCUUCAUCAUGAUGAUCGAGCCAUCUCAACAACAACAGGAGGCAUUGAAUCUUCGUGUGUGAUCGCAGAUGAAAAAAUUACAAAGAAAAACAAAGAACAACAAAAAUCAGGCAAGAUAGCAACAACGUCUCACAAAAUGUUUGAUGUGGUUGUCUUGCAAGAAGUGUUUCGAUAUGGAAAUACUUUUUUGAAUUAUUUGAAAAUACCUUUCAUGAACUGA
Molecule: messenger RNA, 402 nt
Organism: Naegleria fowleri
Lineage: Eukaryota; Heterolobosea; Eutetramitea; Acrasida; Naegleriidae
Exons: 1
Coding region: 1-402 (133 amino acids)
Source: RefSeq, a predicted model, not a curated record